GGGAAGGGGCUUGAGCCGGAGCAGUGAGGCAGCUCGGGGGAACUAGACCUGGGUAGCCUUGCUCCACCGAACUAGAGGAACGCUGCUUGGUCCGGCUUGCGAUUCCUCCGGGCUUCUAGCUGAAGCUAGCCACCCCGCGCGGCCAGGAGCGAGAAUGGAGAGGCUGGUGUUCAGGAGCUUCUUCUGCCAUCUCUCUACCUUCCAACUGAUUUGGUUCAUGGCAGCAGGGAUGCUGUGCAGGGCACAAGUGGUGACCCAAGAUGUAAGAGAGCGGCUGAACACACCUGCUUCUUUAAGAUGCUCUCUGCAAAAUCCCCAGGAAGUUUUGAUUGUGACAUGGCAAAAAAUCAAGGCUGUGAGCCCAGAAAACAUGAUCACCUUCAGCAAGAACCAUGGGGUUGUAGUUCAGCCUGCUUAUAAGGACAAGAUAAACAUCACCCAGCUGGGACUCAUGAACUCAACCAUUACCUUCUGGAAUACCACCUUGGAGGAUGAGGGGUGUUACAAGUGCCUCUUCAAUACCUUUGGUGCCGGGAAGAUCUCAGGAAUAGCCUGCCUCACCCUCUCUGUACAGCCCACAGUAUCCCUUCACUAUAAAUUAUCUGAAGACCAACUAAAUAUCACUUGCUCUGCCAAUGCUCGCCCAGCCCCUAUGAUCUCCUGGAAGAUAUCUGGGUCAGGGAUUGAGAACAGUACUGAGAUUCUCGUACACCCCAAUGGGACAACGUCUGUCACCAGCAUCCUCCAGAUCAAAGACCCCAAGAGUCAGGUGGGGAAGGAGGUGAUCUGCCAGGUGCUGCACCUGGGGACUGUGACUGACUACAGGGAAACUGUGAACAAAGGCUUUUGGUUUUCAGUUCCCCUGUUGUUAAGUAUUGUUUCUCUGGUGAUUCUUCUGGUCUUAAUCUCAAUCUUACUAUACUGGAAACGUCGUCGAAACCAAGACCGAGCCGUAAAGCUACAUUCUGAAGGAAGGGAUGACGAGUUAGAGGCAGCUUCUCUUUAUACCACUCCUAAUGGAAUCGUCACAGUGACUUUCCAUGAGACUACAACAAUGUGACAAUGGGUUAAUAGGUUUUCAAAGAACAUUCUUUUUUUUUUGUUUGUUUGUUUGUUUUGUUUCAUGAAUCAGUACUUUAUUACUGAAAUAAAAACUGGAAAGAAAUUAAAUUUCCCAGGGAAAUUUUCUGCCAUCUCAUGAUAGUUCUUUCUCUUAAAACCCAGUUGAUGUCAUAAAUUUGCCCCUUCCACUUAUACUACAGUGAAGGUAAAUUUGAGGUUGAGAAUAAUUUUUUAUUUCUCAUUAGUCAACCCACCAAUGAUUAUAAGCUUCUCAAGAGCAAACACUUCACUUUGGGGUGGAUUAUCAUAGACAAUCACAUAAUUUUUAGAAAUCUUUAUUUUGAGUAGCAAUCUUCUUUUGCUUAAUUGGAUCAAGCUGAAUUAGAAACCAAUAGAAGAUUUCGACAAUCAUAUGAAAUACAUAUUCCAAACGUCAUUUUUCUUCAAGUGUCUGACUCUUUCAAGUAGAAGUGAUUUUUUUUUUCAUUUUGCUUCACAAUAACCUAACCUAUAAAUGGGCUCUUUGCAAUAAUAAUGACAAUGUUGGUAAAACACUAUAUUUUGGGAAAAAUCAGGUCACUUUCUCCUAUUUUAAGCUUAGUAUUAUGUCAAAUGACAGAGCUGCUCAAUAAAUGAUUCAUGGUGGUGAAAUUGGUGAUUAGUUGGAAGAAUAAUACAAAGGAUGUUUGUUUAAAAAAAUCCAGAAUCUUUGCUUUGCCAAAUAAUUGUACUUAAGCUUCCCAGAUGAAGGCUGAAUGAGUGGGAAUCCUCACCCCCACCCCAGUUUCCUCAUAGUUCCAAGCAGAAGAAAUGUGGUGCUUUAUAUGAGAAGAGUGUGAAGCAACCUUUAUUGAACUACCUAGGUUAGAAUUACUGGGAGAAAUUUUGCAUUCCAAGGCUAUUUUUCUAUAAAAUUUUACCCUUGAAAUGGGUGCGAGUGCCACCUACCAUAUCAAAAUGUCAUAGCAAAACCCCAUCACAAACCAGGUGGCUAACAGACCCAUAAGCCUGAGCACUCUUGCCUGUGUCUUUCACCACAGAUCACUUAUACUAGAAAUACCGGCAAGGUUAAAACGUGCAGAACUUUGCAGUCUGGUAAAGCAUUGCUUAAGAUUACACAGAGGGUGAGAUGUGGGGCCAUGAUAAAAUACCAGGUCUUUUACUUCACUGUUUAAGUGCCUUGUAGGGAGGCCCACAUCCUUCCAGUUUAAGUGGUAGGAAGCUAAUAGCCCUGGAAAGAGCCUCCAUCCGUCUACUUAGUGACUGUCCCCAUCCUAAUGUCCAGCAAGUGAGUAUGCAUAGGAAACAAAGCUCAAGGUCAUAUAAAUAAAAUACAUGUAAAUGGAGUUCCCCCCGUGGUGCAGGGGAAACAAAUCCGACUAGUAUCCA
This is a messenger RNA of Phacochoerus africanus (Common warthog), 2451 nucleotides long. It is a transcript of the gene CD200, whose product is annotated as CD200 molecule. The record is from RefSeq and is a predicted model, not a curated record. Gene Ontology annotation, molecular function: cell-cell adhesion mediator activity. Gene Ontology annotation, biological process: regulation of immune response; negative regulation of macrophage activation. Lineage: Eukaryota; Metazoa; Chordata; Mammalia; Artiodactyla; Suidae. The coding region runs from base 155 to 1060 and encodes 301 amino acids. The transcript has 6 exons.